Gambusia affinis (western mosquitofish) is the source of this 2632-nucleotide messenger RNA. RefSeq names its product cerebellar degeneration-related protein 2a (gene cdr2a). The transcript has 7 exons. Lineage: Eukaryota; Metazoa; Chordata; Actinopteri; Cyprinodontiformes; Poeciliidae. The record is from RefSeq and is a predicted model, not a curated record. Bases 372 to 1730 code for a protein of 452 amino acids.
AGGCAGGAAGUUGCGAAAACGAAAACCGUUUUAACAUUUUAGACGGUUUGACAUUAUUGUGGACUACAUUAUCUCAUUCAGAAUAAAUUUAAAUGAGGCAAAAUAAGAUAAGAGCAACUUUAUACACGUUUCUUAUAAAAUAACUGCACAUUUUUUGUGCCUCUCUUCUGCCUCCUACCCACUGGAUGCCGGGUGUGUGUAAAGGAUUUUGCCACGUUGCCGUGGACAACAGAAGUUAAAGCCUCUCUCUCAGACUCGCAGAGGAUGCAGUCAGUCUACAGCCGGUGGAGGACACAGGGCGACUCUGAGCUGUCACGCUGACAGUUUUGAGUUCCCGCUUUCUGUGAGGAGGAGAUUCUUCAGACUGAAAGAUGUUGACAGACAUGAUUUUGGAGGAAGAGUUUGAGAAGAAGGGGGAUUCCUGGUACAACCAGCAGGACCUUGAGGACGAUCUCCAUCUGGCAGCAGAGCUGGGCAAAACUCUCCUGGACAGGAACCAUGACCUGGAGCAGGCCUUGCAGCAGAUGUAUUCUACCAACCAGGAGCAGCUGCAGGAGAUCGAGUACCUGACCAAACAGGUGGAGCUGCUGCGUCAGAUGAACGAUCAACACGCCAAACUGUACGAGCAGCUGGACAUGGCCGCCAGGGAUGUGGAGGAAAGCAAUCACAGGCUGGUGCAGGACAACCGCCUGGCCCAAACCAAGAUCAACAGUUUAACAGAUAUGAUCGAAGCCCUUCAGACCCUCAUAGAGGACCUGCAGACCCAGAUGGACGAGCUGAAGGCGGCUCAGGCGGAGCGAAACAAGAGAGAGCUGGCAGAGCAGCGGCGUGGUUUCAGUGCACAGAGUGUGUCCUGUCUCAAGGAGCUGUAUGACCUCCAGCGGGACAGGUAUCUGACUCAAAACGAUGGACUGUGGUCGCCUCAGAGCUUCCUCUGUGACAGAGACAGAUGUCUGGACCCGGAGGAGGAGAACCAAGCUCUGCAGCGUUCCAUCCAAGCCCUCCAGAGGCAGAUCGCCACCGAGCAGAGCCGAAGGGAGGCUGUGGAGCGAGAGAUCGAGUUCACGUCCAGGGAGAACAGAGGCCUGGAGCAGCGACUGGCCCAGCUGGAGGGCUGCUGGACCCGGCAGACUGAGCUGGAGGAGGAAGUGGAGCAGCUGCGGGUUCUGUGGCGAGCCAACAGUGCGAGGAGACCGAGCCAGCUGCUGUUGCCCGAAACCGUGUUUUUUGCCUCCGAAGAGAGACAGAGUGAGGCAGACGAGACAUCGGAGAAGGAAGAGGAGCAGACGAGGCGAAGCCGACAGAGGUGUCACAGCGACAGCGUUUUAAAGGCCACGAACACGGAUGAGCUCCGUCGCGGUCAUGAGCAGCUGUGCAUCAGGCGGGCGGAAGCAGUGAAACAGAGAGGUAUCUCUCUGCUCAAUGAGGUGGAUGCACAGUACGGUGCCCUCCAGGUAAAAUAUGAGGAGCUGCUGCAGCGUUACCAUAAUCUAACAGAUGGACUGAGCCACAAUGCUGUCCAGACCUCCAGCGGUUCCUUUGCCACCGCCUGGGUGCGCCGCCGCCUCUCCAGCUCAGCUGCGACAUCCGAUAUAAAGGCUCUUCCUGAAGACGGCCACCAGCCCGAGUACAAGGUUCUGUUCAAGGAGAUCUUCACCCGCAUCCAAAAGACUAAAGAGGACCUCAGCGAUGACAGGCUCCCAGCACGCAACAAUGAUUCUGCAGAAUGAACUUCACGCAUUCAUCUUCCCUGGAUUUGCUUUGAUUUCUGUUCAGGAGAUGCACUGAGGCUGCUUUUCUGUAAUGCUUUACAGAGGGUGCACAAGCUACAUGUUUUACACUUUUGUUAGUUUGCACAGUUUGUUUUUAUUCUGUCCUGAUGGGGGGAAAAAUGGUUGGUUUAAAAGAACAAAAAAUCUAAUGGUUAUGUUUUAUACAAAACUGAAAACAAUAUAGAAGAAUAUGGUAUAUAAUGAAAUUAUGUUUGUGGAGAAAUUUAAAACUACAUUUCAGUGCAACAGUCCAGAAGUAUUAUUGUUUUCUGCUGUAUUUAUGUAAUAUGAACUGACUUGAUCGUUUUGGUGUUUGGAGUAGAAAGGUUUACAUGUUGCUACAGCUUAUGGAUGCAUUGUGUAAGUAGAUAUGUUGCCUAAGGACGAAAAAGUGUAGAAAUGUAAUCAGAGGUUUCUAAAAGUUGAAAUACUGGCUGGUUUUACGAAAGUCUGUGAUGGUUUGGUUGCUAAACCUUUGAUGGGGUGUUAAUGUAAAGCAUUUAGGGCGAAAAUCUUUUUUUUGUCCAUUUCUUAUCGAUAGCAACAUUUUUUGCUCAACUACAAGAUGCAAAAGCUUUGCACAACUUCUGUUUACUUAUUACCAAAUGUAUUUUCUUUGUAUGUAACUAAUUAAAUGAGUCAGUGUAGCAGCACUGUGUUGUAAAUGUAUGUUAUUUAAAAAAUAUAAGCUAAUUUUGUUCUAAUCUGCAGGAUGAUUCUAGCAAAAAUACAUGAAUUGUAAAUGUUCAGAACCUCAGCUGUUGAAAAACUGAAAUCAGAAAAAUUAUCUCUCAUAGUUAAUGUUUUUGCCCUCUCAUUACGUGUUUUGUUAGAAAAUAAAACUAUUUGGCAUGUAGCAA